AUGAGUCAACAACAAAAACAAAACGAAGAAGUUACUCCCCAAGAAAAGAAAUUCAAUCCUUUAAGAAACCCUGGCCCAGCUGGUCCCUAUCGUCAUCAUGGACCCCAAGGAAGAACACCAUAUAUGCAACUCCACAAAAAUCAAAAUAAUAAUAUGGUACAUAAAAUAAGUAAUUAUUUAGGAAUUGAAAAUAAGGAAUUAGUUGAAUUUGGUUUAAAUUUAUUCACAUAUAUUAUAGCUAUAUUCAUUGCCUUACAAAUAUAUGAUUACGUAACACAUAGAAAAUGUGGAUAUUACAAAGACAUGUUGGCUAAAAUUGUUAGAUUCCAAGCCAGUUUACAAAACACAAAAUAA
Messenger RNA from Plasmodium adleri (nom. inval.), 354 nucleotides. RefSeq names its product small exported membrane protein 1. The transcript is spliced from 2 exons. The coding region runs from base 1 to 354 and encodes 117 amino acids. The record is from RefSeq and is a predicted model, not a curated record. Lineage: Eukaryota; Apicomplexa; Aconoidasida; Haemosporida; Plasmodiidae.